AUGGCCCCUGUUAAGAAUGGACGCGUUAUAUUCAACGAAAUCCCGACGGGUUACCCUGUUCCCGGACAAACGAUCGUCUACGACGAGUCCGAGACGAUUGACUUGGACAACGUUCCUCUCAAUGGCGGGAUCUUGGUCAAGAUCUUGGCUCUUUCGAUUGAUCCGUAUCUGCGUCGAAAGAUGAUAGAUCCAAAGAUCCCGAGCUUCUUACCACCUUUCAGAGUCGGCCAAGUACUUGACAAUAGCGGCGUGGGAGUCGUUCUGCGGUCGGAGAGCCCUGCGUUCAAGGUGGGGUCCCAUGUCAAAGGCCACUUCCCGUUCCAGGAGUACGUAGUCCUCUCCGACCCGUCCAAAGCCAGGACUCGCGUACUCGAAAACAAGGAGAGCCUCCCAUGGACUGUAUACCUUGGCGUCUGUGGCAUGCCUGGUCAGACUGCACACCAUGGCUGGUAUGAGUUCUCCCACUUCAAGAAGGGCGAUAUCGUCUUCGUCACCGCAGCAUCAGGUCCUGUUGGAGCUACUGUUGUCCAGAUUGCGAAGGCGGAGGGCCUUAAGGUCAUCGCUUCCGCCGGCUCGGACGAGAAGGUGGAGUUCGUCAAGUCCAUAGGGGCGGAUGUCGCUUUCAACUACAAGACGACGAAGACCCGCGAGGUGCUCGAGAAGGAGGGGCUCAUCAACAUCUAUUGGGACAACGUCGGCGGCGAAUCUCUCGAGGCAGCCCUCGAGUUUGCCGCUCAGAAGGCCCACUUCAUCAUCUGUGGCAACAUCUCCGGCUACAACACACAAGACCCGUACCACGUCAAGAACCUGCAGCAGCUGGUGUGGCGGGAGAUCACCUUCCACGGCUUCCUCAUCGGGUCCCUCAUGCCCAAGUACCAGGAAGAGUUCGACCGGACGUUCCCGGCACGCGUUGCGAGCGGGGAGAUCAAGUACAAGGAGCACAUCGUCCGCGGGCUCGAGAACGCGGGGCAGGGGCUCGUCGACGUCCUGACGGGCAAGAACUUUGGUAAGACCGUGCUCGUUGUAGCAGAUGAGUGA
This is a messenger RNA of Dichomitus squalens LYAD-421 SS1, 1038 nucleotides long. RefSeq names its product NAD(P)-binding protein. NCBI's taxonomy places the organism in Eukaryota, Fungi, Basidiomycota, Agaricomycetes, Polyporales, Polyporaceae. The transcript is spliced from 10 exons. The record is from RefSeq and is a predicted model, not a curated record. Bases 1 to 1038 code for a protein of 345 amino acids. Gene Ontology annotation, molecular function: oxidoreductase activity, acting on the CH-CH group of donors, NAD or NADP as acceptor.